GGCCAGAGUGGCAAUGUUGAUAAGAAGAAAGGCAACUUGGCAAGUUUGAGAGAAGGGUGUCACUGCUUCUCCCUUCCCCACCACGAUCGUCUCCUCUCUACCCUCUCUCCUCCGCUUCUCUUCUCGCAAUCGGCGAGUCUCAGGCAGUCAGUGGGAUCGUCUUCCUCCCGGAGAAACUCGAGGCCAUUAGGAACCAAUUCAAGGCCACUGACAGGAGAAAUGCAGGUUGCAAUUCAAUCAUUCCGAUUACAUGGAAAUCUUCUUAAAAAUACUAUUCUUCAACACAUGCGUGUCAUGAAGCCAGUCAUGCUACCUACUGUGUUUUCACGAUUCAAGUCAGUCUCUUCACCUCGACUGGAAGAGCAUGGAUUUGAGAGCACCACUAUCCUAGAUAUUCUGAAAGCUAAAGGCAAGAGUGCUGAUGGUUCCUGGCUGUGGUGUACAACUAAUGACACCGUUUAUGAUGCUGUGAAAUCGAUGACACAACACAAUGUUGGAGCUUUGGUUGUGGUGAAACCCGGAGAAGAGAAGGCACUUGCAGGGAUUGUAACUGAGAGAGAUUAUCUCCGAAAAAUUAUUGUGCAGGGAAGAUCUUCCAAAUCAACUAAAGUUGGUGACAUUAUGACUGAUGAGAAUAAAUUGAUCACUGUGACACCAGAUACCAAGGUUCUGCGGGCCAUGCAGCUUAUGACAGACAACCGCAUUAGGCAUAUCCCUGUGGUUGAUGACAAAGGUAUGAUUGGCAUGGUCUCCAUUGGUGAUGUUGUUCGAGCAGUGGUGAAUGAGCAUCGGGAGGAGCUGGACCGCCUUAAUGCAUAUAUACAAGGGGGUUACUAGCAAAGUAGAUCUAGAGUCUAAUAAUGUUCAAUGAUGAUGACGAAAAAAACUAAAGUUUGCUUUUAGCAGAUAGUGUGCUUUUUGUUAAGCAUGUGUGCUUAGGUCAUGCUUCUCUUGUCCUAUGUUGGCUAAUAAGUGAGUUUCUCAGUAGGCUCAUUGGUGAAUGAGCAUCACGUGGAGCUGAACUGCCUUAAUGCAUGUAUGUAUACAAGGGGGUCACUGGAAAAGUAGUUCUAGAAGAGUCUAAUAAUGCUAGAUAAAGAUGGCAAAAAACUGAAAGUUUGCUUUGAUCUGACCAUGUGCUACUCAUUAAACUUGCAUGCUUAUGUCAUGCUUUUCUUGUUCUAUGUUGGCUAAUCAGUGGGUUUAUGCAAGCUCAUCAGACUUUUUUUUGUGUUCA
Messenger RNA from Musa acuminata AAA Group (dessert banana), 1237 nucleotides. Its product is annotated as CBS domain-containing protein CBSX3, mitochondrial. The coding region runs from base 220 to 837 and encodes 205 amino acids. The record is from RefSeq and is a predicted model, not a curated record. The transcript has 7 exons. Lineage: Eukaryota; Viridiplantae; Streptophyta; Magnoliopsida; Zingiberales; Musaceae.